AGUUUUUUCUUGGAGGACGAAUCCGGGACCCACGAUUUUUGACACGAAAGCCCGGCUUUAAGAAUCGUAUCCACUUACCCGCUAUAGACAAUAUAGAUAAUACAGGGUAAUUUUAAAGUGGUUCGGAAGUUAUAGUCAAAUUAUUGCUUUUUUGGAACCGUUUUUUUUUAUAAAAACCCCAAAAAGUCGAAAAGGGGCCUAAAUUAUUAGCACAUAUUGUAGCAUUUUGGAAAGGUAAGAGCGUCAGCAAUGGGACUUUUUGGGGUUUAUAUAAAAAACAGGUCCAAAAAAUCAAUAAUUUGACUAUAACUUCCGAACCACUUAAAAAUUACCCUAUAUUACUUUCGGGUCGAAGAUCUGGGGUCCGUCCCCCAAGAAAAAAAAUAGUUUCCCGGAACCAGGGUAAAAAUAACUACCUCUAGAAAAAAAAUUCGAAGAGUUUUUACUAAACUACAGUUAAGCCAAAGAGAGACUAAUCUUACCUUUCGGAGGUUCUUAUGAUUCUUCUUGGCCGACCUUACCUAGGAGUUAGCAACAUCAGCGACGAUGUAAUCAACCAAUUUCAAUUGACAUUUGAAUUGGUUCAAUUUGAGGAAUUGUCAAUUGUUUCGUUCACAAACUGUUCAGCAUUUUAUAUUUCUGAAAAACUAUUUGAUGAUUAAGCAUUUGCACCAAUGUUGGGCGACAGGAAUGGCAUUUGUGGUACUGCUUACCAACAAAGACUUUUGGCUGAGCUGCCCUUUCUUAAGUAAUCCUGUAGAUAGAAAAACAACAAUUGUAGAUUUAUGGUAUGGAAGGUACUGUGAACAGAGCAAUGGCAUUAAAACAAAUUAAAAGCCAAAAUGCAAAUGGAAGUGUGUUCUGAACAUUGUCUUCAAUCUCAAGUUCAGGAGCGAUAAAUUUGCAACAGACUGCCAUGAAUGGAAAAAGUUGAAAAGGUGUGGUCGCGAUCGUCACCGUAAGGACAGCUUUACCUCAAAUUUAAUAACCUACAUUAUUUCUCUUUUACGUAAGAGAUCAACUGCAGGAACUUUUGGUGCGCAGAACAUAAAAGAAAUUGCAGUUUUUUGAUUAAAAUAUAAAGCAAGUAGUCCAAAAAAAUCAUAGUUGUUUCCCAAUAAUAGUGCUUCUAGCAAACACUUAUAUUUAUUUUGCAUUUUUUAGUAUUAGUGUUUGUUGUUGUUUAUUUGCAGAACAGAAUUUUUUGUCAAAAUUGGCAAUUGGUUUAUGUUAAUAAUGACCACUGCCCUGGAAAAUUGAAAUUAUAUAUUGGCUGUGGAAUUAUGACUGAAGAAAAUAAUAUAAAUAAAGCUCAUGAAAUAAGAAUAUCUCCCGAAGAUGAGAAAUACUACACUGCCUGUGCCCAAUAUAUUAUGGAAAGGAACGAAGAACAUUUCUUUGCCGUAACUAGAAUGACCGUUGAUAAUUACAAUUUAUUGUUUUCAAUAUUAGAAGACAAAUUGGAAAGGUUUUCUAACCGAAGGCCCAUAGGGUCGGAGACUCGUUUGGCCGUUACAGUAAUUUUUUUGGCAAAUGACUGCAAUGUUCAAGUUCUUGCUUUGGUGUACAAUAUAGGAAUUUCAACAGUGCGCAAAGUAAUAUCUGAAACAUGUGAUGAUAUUUGGAAUGGACUUCACCCUGUGUUCAUGUUGCCGCCCAACAAACGAGAGUUCAAAAUUAUUGCGAAAGAAUUUUACGCCAAUACGUCCUUGCCCAAUUGUUUAGGCGUACUGGGUGCAAAGGAUAUACGUAUCGCUUCUUCGCAUAACUCGAAAACAACCAUUAGUGUGAUACUUUUGAUAAUUUGUGAUGCGAAUUACGUUUUUACACAUGUACAUGUUUGUGCAUUAAGUAAUGAUAUAGAGGGAGGUAUACUUGCACAAAGUGAGUUCGGACAAAAAAUAUUGGAUGACAGUUUAGAUAUCCCGUGCAAUGAAAAGCUACCAGGAUCAAGAACAAUUUUCCCCUAUUAUUUUGUUGCUGAUAGAACUUUUCCCUUAAGAGAGAAUGUGAUGCGACCAUUUCCGGGAAAUAAUUUAACACAAGGAAAAGAAAUAUUCAAUUCAAUGUUAUCCAACGCCCAAGAAAUUAUAGAAAACGCAUUUGGCAUUUUAUCUAACAGAUGGAAAAUAUUACACACAAAAGCUAAUAUAAGCCCUGAAAUGGCGGAGAAAUAUAUACUAGCUACUGUGGCUUUGCAUAAUUUUUUAAUGAUAAAAAAUGAUAAUAAUUAUUUUACUAGUGAACUGAUUGACCAUCAGAUUGGUGAUCGUAAAAUUCUUGGAAAAUGGAGGGAAGAACACAGUUUCCUUCCCACUUAUACAUCUACAUCAACUUUCCGUUCAUCAUCAGAAGCAUUUUUAUUACGGGAAGAGUUAAAAGAAUAUUUUCUAAAUAACUUGAAUUGAGUACACUUUGUUUUCCUUUUGAAAUAAAAGAUUGAAACUGA
Molecule: messenger RNA, 2449 nt
Organism: Musca domestica (house fly)
Lineage: Eukaryota; Metazoa; Arthropoda; Insecta; Diptera; Muscidae
Exons: 2
Coding region: 1284-2408 (374 amino acids)
Source: RefSeq, a predicted model, not a curated record